Anolis carolinensis (green anole) is the source of this 9616-nucleotide messenger RNA. Its product is annotated as toll-like receptor 6. The transcript has 3 exons. Bases 255 to 2648 code for a protein of 797 amino acids. The record is from RefSeq and is a predicted model, not a curated record. Gene Ontology annotation, molecular function: Toll-like receptor 2 binding; lipopeptide binding; transmembrane signaling receptor activity. Gene Ontology annotation, cellular component: plasma membrane. Gene Ontology annotation, biological process: immune response; cellular response to bacterial lipopeptide; toll-like receptor signaling pathway. NCBI's taxonomy places the organism in Eukaryota, Metazoa, Chordata, Lepidosauria, Squamata, Anolidae.
ACCCUUUCUCUCUGGAUCCCUCCCCUCCAGUCCGGAGACCAACCAGAUCCUGAGAUCCACUGCGGGGCAACACAAACCGAGAGGUGGAUCCGACGCCGCUUUUCCCCCGUGGGAGCAAAGCAGGAAUGUGCCCAGAAUGUUGCCAGAGUGCUGUUGGGCCCAAAACUCUGAUACAACCUGUCUUCUAAGAACAACAGUUGGAUUGUGGUCAAUCUGGGAGUUGAUGUUCUCCAACAAGCAAAGUUAGAAAAACCAUGUGCAAUAUGUCAAAUGAAAGAAUAUCAGUCACCAAUAUUUUUCUUCAAUCUUUUAUCUUGUCAAUAACCGUCUGCACGAAUGUCCAAACAUCUGUGGAAAAUGGUUUGACAGCAAAUUUUUCCAACAGAUUUUUAGCAACUGUUCCUAAAAAUGUGCCAGCUCUGACAACUAUACUGGAUUUGUCACAUAACAGUAUCUCUGAAAUUCAGAUGUCUGACUUCAGAUCUCUUUCCAAGAUCAAGAUCCUUAAUCUGUCUCAUAACCUCAUCAGACAGCUUGACUUCAGUGUUUUCCAAUACAACGAAGACUUGGAACAUCUAGAUCUGUCCCACAACAUUUUGCAGACUGUUUCUUGCUAUGCGGUCAGAAGUCUCAGAUAUCUAGAUCUCUCUUACAAUAACUAUUCCGUUCUACCGUUGUGCUCUGAAUUUGGUACAAUGCUGAAUCUGAAACAUCUUGGUUUCAGUGUGAAAAAAAUACAAAAAGCCAGUUUUAGGUUUCUUGCUCAUUUACAACUCAAUAGUCUGUUCUUGGACUUGGAAGGCCUCUCUCAAGAUGAUGUCGGAGUUCUUCCCGUUUUCAACACAAAGAAACUUCAUAUUGUAAGUCCUUCAAAGAGUGAUCUCCAUGUGCUGUCAAAUCUAAGAAUCAGUGCCACAGAAAGCUUGGUUUUGUCCAAUAUCCGAGAGGAACAAAUCAACGACUUAAAUACUUUUUUAGUGAAUCUUAAUAAAAACGCAACAUUACUAAACCUAACAAUGACUAAUAUACAGUGUGACUGGAAAGACUUGGUCUACAUUCUACAAACUGUAUGGGAAUCAUCCGUUGAACAUUUUGUUAUCUCUAAUGGAGGACAACUGGAAGUUCCAAGCACAGUAUAUUUUAAUCACACAAAUACUUCAAUCAAAUCUUUGACAGUUAAGCAGACCAUAUUCACCACAAUUCAUUCUGAACCAACCAGUAUGUAUCGAUUAUUUGCAGAUAUGAACAUUACAGCCUUGACCAUUUCUGAUGCAGGUUUGAUACACAUGCUUUGCCCUUUCCGAUACAGUCAUUUGAAACACUUAAGUUUUUCAAACAAUAGCCUAACGGAUACAGUUUUUGAAAGCUGCAACAACCUUGCCCUUCUUGAAAGCCUUAUUCUUCAAAGGAACAAGUUUAAAAAUCUUUUCAGAGUGAGUUUAAUGACCAGUAACAUGAAGUCCCUGAAAUAUUUGGACAUGAGUAAGAAUUCGCUACAAUACAGAUACAAUAGGAAUAAAUGCCACUGGGGAGAAAACCUAGUUAUACUCAACCUGGCAUCUAACAUGUUGUCAGAAUCUAUCUUUAAAUGCUUGCCACCCAAUCUCCAAAUACUCGAUCUUCAGAGCAACAAUAUCUUAACCAUUCCCAAAGAUACAAUGAAACUGAGGUCUUUAGAAGAAAUUAAUUUGGCAUCAAAUAAACUAGCUGAUCUGCCUGGAUGUCUUACGUUUGAAAGUUUGAGAUUACUGAACGUAGAAAUGAACUCAAUUGUCUCACCAUCUUCUGAGUUCUACCAUUCCUGUCAGAAUACCAAAGAGCUAAAAGCCGGACAAAAUCCAUUCAGAUGCUCCUGUGAAUUAAGACAGUUCAUUAAUCUUGAAGGACAAGGACUUGUGGAGUUGGUUGGUUGGCCUGGUUCCUACAUGUGCUGGUACCCUGAACAUUUAAGGGGAACGAAAUUAAAAGAUUUCCAUGUUUCUGAAAUCUUUUGCAACACUACCCUUCUGAUUACAGUUAUUGCAAUUGCUACUGUUGUUGGAGCAGCCAUUAUAUUUUUUCUGUGUUUCUAUUUCCAUAUCCCGUGGUAUUUGAAGAUGAUAUGGCAAUGGACUCGGGCUAAACACAGGAACUGGAAGAACCAGCCUGAGGCUCCUCUAAACAGCUUACAGUUCCAUGCCUUUGUCUCCUAUAGCGAGCAUGACUCGGAUUGGGUAAAAACUGUCCUGAUUCCAAACCUGGAGAAGGAAGAUGGCUCCAUCCGUAUCUGCCAACAUGAAAGGAACUUUGUGGCAGGGAAGAGCAUUGUUGAGAACAUCAUAGACUGCAUUGAGAAAAGUUACAAGUCAAUCUUUGUAUUGUCUCCCAACUUUGUGCAGAGUGAAUGGUGCCAUUAUGAGCUCUACUUUGCCCAUCAUAAGUUGUUCAGGGAAGAUGUCUAUGGCUUAAUCCUUGUUUUGUUAGAGCCCAUCCCUACCUAUAUCAUUCCUGCCAGGUAUCACAAACUGAAGGCCUUGAUGGCCAAGAGAACAUAUUUGGAGUGGCCAAAGGAGAAGAGCAAGCAUGGACUUUUCUGGGCUAACCUUAGGGCAGCCAUUCAGAUCAAACUUCCUAACAAUGAUGAAAUGGAGGAGUUGUGGAUAAGUUAGGUUGUGUUACCUGAUCUAUUGCAUGAAAUAAUGCCAAUGUGUCUUUUAAAAAAACCAAUAAUUACUGAUCAGAUUUGUUGGUCUAUUUGCCAAACCUACUGGUUGUAGGAAAAUAUGCAGUGGUAGUGAAUUGUGUGCUGGUACUGGUGAACUUCUGGGAGCCUGGCAGGAAUGGGUCUUGGAGGUACUGUUCUGCAAUGGCUCUGGUCCUUUCUGGAGGGUCGUACCCAGAAGGUGUUGUUGUGGGAUACUUGCUCAGUCCCAUUGGCCGCUGUGUCGGGCUGGAUGAGGGUGAACAAAUUGAAAUUGAAUCCAGACAAUAUAGAGGUACUCCUGGUCAGUCACAAGGCCAAACGUUACAGCCUGUGUUGGAUGGGGUUACACUCCCCCUGAAGAUACAAGUUUGCAGCUUGGGAGUUCUUCUGGACUCAUAGCUGAACCUGGAACUCAGGUUUCAGCAGUGGCCAGGGGAGCUUUUGCACAAUUAAAACUUGUGUGCCAGUUGCGCCCAUAUUUUGGGAAGUCUGACUCGGCAACCAUGGUCCAUGCUCUUGUUACAUCUCGAAUAGACUACUGCAGUGCACUCUACAUGGGGUUGCCUUUGAAGACUUUUCGGAAGCUUCAAGUGGUCCAACAAGCAGCAGCCAAGUUUCUUAUUAGUGCAUACAACCCUUCUGCUGCAUCAGCUCCACUGGCUGCCAGUCUGCUACCAAGCACAAUUCAAAGUGCUGGCUUUAGCCUAUAAAGCUUUAAACCAGUAAUUCUCAACCUUCCUAAUGCUGCGACCCCUUAAUAAAGUUCUUCAUGUUGUGGUAACCUCCAACCAUAAAAUUAUUUUCGUUGCUACUUCAUAACUGUAAUUUUGCUACUGCUAUGAAUCGUAAUGUAAAUAUCUGAUAUGCAGGAAGUAUUUUCAUUCACUGGACCAAAUUUGGCACAAAUACCCGAUACACCCAAAUUUGAAUAUUGGAGGGGCGGGGAGUUAGGGUUCAUGCAUUUGUGUUGUCGAAGGUUUUCAUGGCCGGAAUCACAGGGUUGUGUGUUUUCCGGGCUGUAUGGCCAUGUUCCAGAAGCAUUCUCUCCUGACGUUUCACCCAGAUCUAUGGCAGUCCAGUCAUGUCUGACUCUGGGGUUUGGUGCUCAUCUCCAUUUCUAAACCGAAGAGCCAUCGUUCUCCAUAGACACCUCCAAAGUCAUGUGGCCGGCAUGACUGCAUGGAAAUUUAUAGGAAAUUAGUGCAAUAUUUAUAUUUCAUAAGAUUUCUUCUUUUUGAUUUGAGUCUUUGCCUUUUCACAAUAAAUUUAUAGUAAUUAAAAUACUUUCAAUUGCUCAUAUAUAUAUAUUAAAUUUUUCAAUUAGUUGAUGAGCAGAAAAGCCAUUUUCAAAACAACAAUAUUAAUACUCCACCACAGACAUCAGAAGAGCUGCAAGGCCACAAGAAAAGGCCUGCUUCUUGUCAAUGAGAUAGUCAAGUUAAUUAGGAUUGUUGUUGUUGUGUGCCUUCAAGUCAUUUCAGACUUGGGGUGAGCCUAAGUCUAAAACUGAGGGCAGGGACCAGGUAAAUUAUCUUGGAGGGCUGCAUCCGGCUCACAGCCCUUAGUUCGGGGACCCAGCAUCAAGGGAACCAUUGGCCACAUACCUUAGGCAAGCUGAUGAAGAAACACAACCUGCAAACUAUCUACAGAUCCACUAAGAAAAUCCAACAAAUGCUACAUUCACCAAAGGACAAGAGGGAUCCUCUCACCUCUGCAGGAGUCUACCCUAUACCAUGCAGCUGUGGACAAGGUUACAUAGGGACCACCAAACGCAGCAUUGCUCAAACAUGAAUCAAGGAACAUGAAAGUCACUAACUCAACCAGAGAAGUCAGCCAUAGCAGCGCAUUUGAUGAACCAACCUGGAUACAUAUUUUGGAGAACACAGAAAUGCUGGACCACUCUCACAACCACCAUGUCAGACUACACAGAGAAGCCACCGAAAUCCAUAAGGUAGUGGACAAUUUCAAAAGAAAGGAGGAAACCAUGAACAUGAACAAAAUCUGGCUACCAGUAGAGUCUCACUUAUGCAACAUAAACGAGCCGGCAGAACGUUGGAUAAGCGAAUAUGUCGGAUAAUAAGGAGGGGUUAAGGAAAAGCCUAUUAAAUGUCAAAUUAGGUUAUGAUUUUACAAAUUAAGCACCAAAACAUCAUGCUAUACAACAAAUUUGACAGAAAAUGUAGUUCAAUGCGCAGUACUGCUAUGUAGUAAUUACUGUAUUUGCGAAUUUAGCACCAACAUAUCACAAUGUAUUGAAACAUGGACUACAAAAAUGCCAAAUUUGGCACAAAUACCCGAUACACCCAAAUUUGAAUAUUGGAGGGGCGGGGAGUUGGGCGGUUGAUUUUGUCAUUUGGGAGUUGUAGUUGCUGGGAUUUAUAGUUCACCUACAAUCAAAGAGCAUUCUGAACUCCACCAAUGAUGGGAUUGAACCAAUUUUGGCACACAGAACUCCCAUGACCAAAAGAAAAUACUGGAAGGUUUUGAUGGGCAUUGACUUUGAGUUUUGGAGUUGUAGUUUACCUACAUCCAGAGAGCACUGUAGACACAAACAAUGAUGGAUCUGGACCAAACUUGGCACGAAUACGCAAUAUGCCCAAAUGUAAACAUUGGUGGUGUGAGGAAAAUAGACCUUGAAGAGAAGGACAGGCGGAGAGAUCUUCAGCCUUUUCCGCCAAAGGAGUUCCUAAGACCAUCAGAAAUGUAUGUUUUCUAAUGGUCUUUGGUGACCCCUUUGACAUCCCCCUCGUGACCCCCCUGGGGUCCCAACCCCUAGAUUGAGAAACACUGCCCUAAAUGGUUCUGGUCCAGCUUACCUGUCCGAACGUAUCUCCCUUUAUGUUAAGAUCGGCUGGGAAGGUUCUGUUUCUGAUCCCUUGGCCUUCGCAGGUGCGAUUGGCAGGGAUGAAAGACAGGGCUUUUUCUGUGGUGGUCCCUUAGCUGUGGAACUCCAUCCCUAGUGAGAUUAGAUCGGUCCCCUCCCUCCUUGUGUUCAGGAAGAAACUUAAAACUUGGUUAUGCACGCAGGUGUUUGGCGAGUGAUAAUAUCGCAGUAUAACCCCUAAAUGAAGCAGCUAAAUGACGGCAAUGGGAAUGGUGCAAUGUUAAUAUCCUCUAUGUUUUAGGUGAUGACGUUUUUAUUUAUAGUAUUUUAAUAGUUUAAUUCAUAUUUGUAUGUUAUUGAUUUUAGUUUAAUGUUAUGUAUUGCUUUUAUAUGUAUGCAUAUUGGCAGCAUUGAAUUUUUGCUAUGUUGUACACCGUUCUGAGUCCUCCUCGGAGUGAGAGAGAGCGAUACAGAAAUGCAGUAAAUAAAUACAUUAAUAAAUAUUAACAUGAUCAAGUUAAAACAAAUAUGCAUUCCUUUGAUCUAGUAGAAAAUAUCCAUAUUUUAAGAGACUUAAAAUCAUUCCUUGCAUAUCCACCCCUGAGAUAAUUCAAAUAAAUAAUACAGGUUGCCUUCUUACGUGGCUGCCUUAUUUACUAUCUGGAGCUUUGUUAUGUGGCAUUUGAUAUCAUGGAAUCUCAUGAAAAUGCUUCUGUUGUUUGGAAGGCAAUAGCACAUUCAAUGGUCUAGAGAUGUUUAUUUGUCUUGACUACAUGACAUCUGAACUCUAGAGUCUGACAAGGUUCCAUGUCUCCUGUGCUUUUUUAAAUACGUAUACGAAGCCUCUGGGUACAGUUAUCAGAGGAUAAUGGAGUGACAUAUUCUCAUCAUGUUGUUGACAGGCUCCCAUGUACCUCCUCCUCAUUUGAAGUAGGUGAGGAUGUGCCAAUAUCAAUUGGUGCCUGGAGAUGGUAAUGAAAGAGGACUAAACCAUUAGGCACUGAAGACUUUAAAGAAAAAGACACAUUUCAACAUGAUGUAAAAAGAAAACCAGCAUUUGUACUAAUCAAGCCUUUAAGGGGAAGGCAUUUCACAAUAAAGUGGGCCUAUCCCAUGUCUUCACACAAUGCACAACCAGCCCUCCGUAUUUGCGUAAAACUUUUGCAGAUCUGAUUAAUAUGUUGCCUCUAGGGAUUUUGAGAUCCUCCAGUAUGACUUCCGCCAGAUAUAGAAAAUUAUAGGGAGGUGUUCUAUUAGGUAAAAAAAUAGUGCAUUUUAAAUUCACUAUUUUUCUGUUUCUGUGGGAAUCCUGUGCUCCUAAUACCAGUUAAAGUAUUAUUGCCUCUUGAUGGUGGAACACCAAAGAGGGUUCCCCCAGCAGACUUCAAUCACCAGAAUAUCAUAUAUAUAUAAAUAUAUAUAGAUAGAUAGAUAGAUAGAUAUAGAUAUAGAUAUAGAUAUAGAUAUACAUCAUUUUUACCCUGCCCUUCUCACCCGGAGGGAGUCAGGGCAGCUUACAACAGUCGGCAAAUUACAUUGCCCAAAAUACAUUCAAUAAAAUAAUGACAUAUUAAUAAACAAUAAAACAGUGUAUAUAUAUAUGGAGAGAGAGAGAGAGAGAGAGAGAGGUGGUCUACUUCAAACACCAAAGCAUUAAAUGUUAUCAUCUGCAUAUGGAUUAAGCAAACUGCAUUCUGUGGAGCCCUAUGCCAAAAAAGAAUGUAAAACCUUGUAAGAUUUUAGAUUCUACAACACCCUUUUUGUUUAAUACAGUAGCAAAGGAGUUCAGAGUGCUCUUUGAUUGCAGGUGAACUAUAAAUCCCAGUACCUACAACUCCAAAAUGUCCACCAGUAUUCAAAUUUGGGCAUAUCAGCUAUGUUUGUCAAGUUUGGUCCAGAUCCAUCAUUGUUUGGGUUCACAGUGCUCUCGGGAUAUAGGUGAACUUCAACUCCUAUAAAUCCCUCCAAAGAUUUCCAGUAUUUUUUGUUGCUCAUGGGGGAUCUAUAUGCCAAGUUAGUUCCAGGUCCAUCAUUGGUAGGGUUCAGAGUGCUCUUAUAUUGCAGGUUAACUAUAAAUCCCAGUACCUACAACUCCUAUAAAUCAUGGUGAAUUCCCCCAAAACCUCUCUAGUAUGCUUAGUUGCUGAUCAAUUCCUCUCUGCUGUGUGCCAUAGAAAAGGCAGUAGGAGAGGCAGUGAGCGGGGUCAUGCAAAUUCCACACCAACGGAAAGAGUAAGAAACACUGGGAUGUCCAUGGUGGAGGAAAAACAGAAAAUCUAGGAUGAAAUUGUCCCCGAAUGAAAGCCUUCACUUGGGUGGUGGGCAGUAUGGUGUUUGUGGAGGACAUUGGCAUGGCUCUUGGACAUGUCUUCAAUGACAUUGGAGGAAAGGUCAUUGGUGGCUCCUGAGUAGCGGGAGUUAUAGCUGUUUGUGGAGGUGGGAGCCUGUGUAAGUGUCCACCUCAGCCACACACAUACAUACAUUUUUCACUUUUAUUUUGUAUAUAGAUGUAACACGAUUUUUACUCCUGGGUUAUAAAUGUUGUUUCCUAAUUGGUUCUAUCAUAAAACAUGGAAAAAGUUUAUUAAGCUGCAAUAACUUUGUUUUAGCGGGACAUCCUGCAGCACAUUUUGCUAUCGUUUUUCAAUGAAUAUCAUAUUGAGUCUCAACCAAUUCAACAUAGUUUGUGGCAGACACAAAAAGGAAGUUUCUGGAGUAUAACAACUGCCACACAAUUAAACAGGAAACACUUUCAAACCAGGAACAGAAUUUUUUUCAAAUUUUGUUACAUAGUGUUACCACAUCAAAACUGGAGGUUGCAGGGUCACAUUGCAAUGCUUAGAAUAAGGUGCAUAUUCACAUAAAGUUAGACUGGGACCUCUACCGUAUAUGAAUCUAAGACCCCUUCCGCACAGCUAAAUGAAAUCCUAUAUUAUCCGCUUUGAACUGGAAUAUAUGGCAGUGUGGACUCAGAUACCACAGUUCAAAGCAGAUAUUGUGGGAUUUUCUGCCUUGAUAUUCUGGGUUAUAUGGCUGUGUGGAAGGGCCCUAAGAGAUAUCCUUUUGUGAGAAAAGGUUGCCUUUUGAUAUUCUCCCCCAUCCUUUCUACUGUUUUAUCUUCUUUUGAAAUAGAUUGGUUGAGACUCAAUGUGACAUUCAUUGAAAAACUAUGCUAUGAAAGGAUAUGUAAAUCAAAUGCUGGCUACAAGAAUAAAAUUAUUUCCAAAGAAGAAGUGCUACCAGAGACACUCAAGUGAUUUCUUGUAACUUGCAGUUUAUUUUUAGCUCACAAGAGAGCAGUAAGAACAAGUAUGAAGCUAUUUAAUUUGGUCAUGAUGAAGUUUUUCAGAAAACACAGUUUUUUAUUGACCAUCGGUUGGAGUCUUUACAGUACGUUUUUCAAGCUGACAAAUUUAAUAAUCCAGAAAACCAGAGGCCUUGUGUGUUAGUUUUAAUUCAAAGUUUUCUUUCAAAUUGAAUUAUUAACGGUAGAGACCAUUUUCUGCCAUUUCUUUGAAAGGCCUAACAUGGACAUGGGCCGUAGUGGCACAAUGGAUUAAACCCUUGUGCUACUGAACUGCUGACCUGAAGGUUGGCAGUUCGAAUCUGCGAGAUGGGGUGAGUUCCCAUCUGUCAGCCCUACUUCCUGCCAACCUAGCAGUCUGAAAACAUGCAAAUGUGAGUAGAUAAAUAAGUUUUGAAAACAUUUUGUAAGAGCUUACACAGGUUGCUUAAACAGGUUGAGCAUCGUUUAACUGCUGGGAUUCCAAAAUCACCCACAAUCUGAAAUUAUCCAUAUGAGUGAUUGAGAUGGUAACACUUUUGCUUUCUGAUGGUUCACUGUACACAAACCUGUUUCAUUUAUUUUAAAAAUAUAUAAAAAUUUCUUUCAGGCUAUGUGUAUAAAAUGUAUAUGAAUCAUAUAUGAAAUUUCAUAUUUAGGCUUAGUCCUAGAUCUCCAAGAUGUCUCAUUAUGAAUGUAUUGUAUAUGCAAAUAUAGGUAUUUCAAAAUCCGGGGACGAGAUAGGACAUCCACAUCUUAAGCACUUCUUAUCACUAAUUAUUGUAGAUAAGGAAUACUCAACCUGUAAAUGAAGAUUUAUAUCAAA